Molecule: messenger RNA, 1058 nt
Organism: Cuscuta campestris
Lineage: Eukaryota; Viridiplantae; Streptophyta; Magnoliopsida; Solanales; Convolvulaceae
Source: the annotation of a GenBank genome assembly
CUCACCCACCCAUCCCUACACCGCCAUCACUCCCAAAAAAAUUGCUCUCCAGAAAUCUCCAUCACCCUCUCUCUCUCUCUCUCUCUCUCACCGACCACCUUGCCAGAAGAAAUCUCUCUCCUGUAGAUUCCGUCUCUCAUCUCCCAAAACCCAAUCUUUAGGAUCCGGAACAACCAUGGCGGUUUUCGUGUUCUUUUCAGUGCUUUUUUUGGCUCUCCUUGGUCAUUCCAGAGCUAAUUACUGCGUGUGCAAUGAUGGGGUGAGUGAUUCCCAGCUACAGAAGAACAUAGAUUAUGCUUGCGGGAACGGAGCAGAUUGCAGGGCCAUCAACCAAAACGGCGUCUGUUAUAACCCUAACACCGUCAAAGCUCACUGCAACUAUGCAGUGAAUAGCUAUUACCAGAACAAGGGCCAAACUGCACAGAGCUGUGACUUUUCUGGCACUGCAACCGUCACUUCAACCCAACCCGCUACAGCUUCUGGAACUUGUUCUUAUCCCACAACUGCUGGUACUGGUACAACGGGUGGUGGAACCACCACAUCGCCCACCGCGGGCACCACCACCCCAACCACCGGCGGCGGGACUGGAAUAGGCACAGGCACAGGCACAGGAGGUACGGGUACGGGUACGGGCAUGGGUACAGGCACAGGGACAGGUACGGGAAUGGGAACCGGUGGCGGCAGCGUGAACCCAACACCAUUUGGUGGUGUGGGAGUUGCACCAACAGGGGGGAUCAACACCACCCCAGACGGCAGUGCUGCAGCAGCCGCUGAACCAUCUCACGGUGUAAUAAGCACGGCGACCAUCGCCUUGCUCGCUCUAUCCCAUGCCUUUGCUCCUCGGAUGGGUUUCUGAAACAAAAGAAAAGGAAAGAAAGGGGUGCUGGAGUUGUCUGACUGAUUAUUGUUCCUUUUCUGGCAUGGUGGAGCUAGCUAUAGAUUCCCCACUUUUCCAUGGCGGGCUUCUCUAUCUUUUCUUGAUUAUCGUUGAUGAUCGUCACGGUGGUGGAAAAAGAUUGGAAUUUGAUUCCUCUGUGUAGUGGGGAUUUGAUGUAUUA